CUUCUCCUCGGCGAGUGCGUCCUCUGCGGACUGAUCGUGUGGAAGGUGCCGUACACCGAGAUCGAUUGGCGCGCCUACAUGGACGAGGUGGGCGGAUAUCUCGGAGGCGAGCGCGACUAUCUCAAGCUCAAGGGCGACACCGGCCCUUUGGUGUACCCCGCGGGCUUCGUCUACAUCUACGCUUGGCUGAAACAGCUCACCGGCGGCGACAUCUUCCUCGGCCAGUGCGCGUUCGUCGGCCUGUACGUGAUUCACCUCGCCAUCGUGCUCGCUGUCUACGCCGAGGCGCGAUGCGUGCCGCCUUGGGUGCUCGCGGCGCUGUGCCUGAGCAAGAGAAUACACAGUAUAUUCGUCCUGCGUCUGUUCAACGACUGCUUCGCGAUGGCGUUCGCGUACCUCGCCGUGUUCCUCUUCCAACGGAAGCGAUGGGUGUCCGGGUUUGUCGCGUUCUCAUUGGGAACGUCGGUGAAGAUGAACGUGCUCUUGAUGGCGCCCCCCGCGCUGGUGCUCCUCGUGGGCGGCGAACGGCUCAGCGUCGCGUGUGCCGCGGUCGCCGCGGCCGUUCUCACGCAGCUGGCGGUCGGUUACGAGUUCCUAUCCGCCCACCCGGCUUCCUACGUCCGGAGGGCUUUCGAGUUCUCGAGGGUGUUCAUCCACCACUGGUCCGUCAACUUCAAGUUCGUUCCAAACGAAACCUUCGUCUCGCCGGCGUUCGCGGCGGCGUUGCUGGCGUGUCACCUCACGCUGUUGCUGGCGUUGGCGCACAGGCGGUGGCACAGGCACGGCGGCGGGUUCUUUCCCGCGUUCAUAGUCGACUUUUUCACUCGCGCGGGGUCCGACUCACGCCCCGCGACGCCAGCCGCCGACUACGCCCCAGCACACGUGGCUCGAGUGCUGUUCGAGGGCAACUUCGUCGGGAUCGUGUUCGCCCGGUCCUUGCACUAUCAGUUCUACGAGUGGUACUACCACACGCUCCCGCUGUUGCUCUGGGGGGGUUCGUGCGCGUCGCUGCCCGGGGGAUCGGCGACGCGGGUCGCGACGAUGGUCGCGGUGGAAGUCUGCUGGAACGUGUUCCCGAGCACGCCGACGUCCUCGCUCGCGCUGCUCGCGGCGCACGGCUUCAUCUUGGGCGGGAUUUGG
This is a messenger RNA of Micromonas commoda, 1140 nucleotides long. Its product is annotated as glycosyltransferase family 58 protein. NCBI's taxonomy places the organism in Eukaryota, Viridiplantae, Chlorophyta, Mamiellophyceae, Mamiellales, Mamiellaceae. The annotation marks the transcript as partial. The transcript has a single exon. The record is from RefSeq and is a predicted model, not a curated record. Gene Ontology annotation, cellular component: endoplasmic reticulum. Gene Ontology annotation, molecular function: dol-P-Man:Man(5)GlcNAc(2)-PP-Dol alpha-1,3-mannosyltransferase activity.